AUGAUCACAUUUGAAUAUCAAAUUGUAAGACAGGACAGUAAAAUGUUUACUUCAACAUAUUUGAAGUCUCAUUAUUCCCAACUAAUGGCUCAACAUUCGGAUCUGACUCCACUGAUGUUUUCAACACCUUUGUCAAGUGCUCCACAUUUAGAUUACGGCAUGAUGGGUUUGACUUCUAUUUCAAAACCACCCGUAACACCACCUGUAACUGCGUCGGAAUCAACACCCUCUUCAUCGAGACGAUCAUUAUUUGGCUUAGCACACAGUCCGUUGAAAGAAAUUGAAAAGGAAGCGACUUCAAGUUCAUUAAUGGAAUCAGUAAUUGAAACAGCAACCAACUCCCCCAGAAAGCAAAGAAAUGUGUCAACUGAAUCAAAAGCCAGCUCGUCAAGAAAUUUGGAAACUGCAGAAGUUAACCUGAAUGCUAUUCCAAUACCUAAACAUGAAAUCGAAUGUGACAUUGAAACCUUCUUAGUUGAUCGCAUCAAAAACUUCUUCAGCAAGACGGGAACAAAUUCUGAUCAGAAAAUGGAAGUCCAGAAGGAAGUGAACAUAUUUGAAGGGAUUCCAUCAUUUGCUGUUGCCUUGCGUGCUGAUCGAUUAAAACAAAUUGAACAAACAAAUGAAAAAGCCAAAAUAAGUGUUAAGUAUAACGAACUCCCUUACCAUAGUCUAAUGAAACGAACCUUUCUGGGAGCUGACGAUCGCACUCCAAAAGAAGAGGACAGAAGGAAAAAAAAUAGUCAAGCAGCAUUGAAGUCUCGGGCGAAGAAUAAAAUUUAUGCUCAGAAAUUGGAAGAAGAAGCAUUUGAAGCAAUGAAGGAAAACUUCGAAUUGAAACGUAAAGUUGCAUUCUUGAGAGCUCAAGUCAACUCCACAUUGAGGAAACAUGGAAAGAAGGAAGUCAACUUCAAUGAGCUAUUCGAGAAUAAAGUCGAUCAAGUGUUGAAAAUUCAACCCAAGCAAUCAGAAUUAAACUGCACGGAAUCAGAAUAA
Molecule: messenger RNA, 996 nt
Organism: Clunio marinus
Lineage: Eukaryota; Metazoa; Arthropoda; Insecta; Diptera; Chironomidae
Source: the annotation of a GenBank genome assembly